This is a messenger RNA of Priapulus caudatus, 766 nucleotides long. RefSeq lists its product as uncharacterized. The transcript has 3 exons. Bases 1 to 456 code for a protein of 151 amino acids. The record is from RefSeq and is a predicted model, not a curated record. Lineage: Eukaryota; Metazoa; Priapulida; Priapulimorpha; Priapulimorphida; Priapulidae.
AUGCAACAGGAGCAAAAGAAACAAGGUGAAAUCUAUAGACGGUUGGAACAACGCCAACUCUGUGAACCAGGCGAGCCAGCUGAAGACAUCGAAGAGCCAAUAUUCGUUUUGCCAUGCAAUACAAUAGACGACUUGCAACACCUGGACAGCCAACUGAAAACUGAUCACACCAGAAGAAAAAUGGUACGAAAUCUGAGCUUACUGGGCGGUGUUAUCCUGAAGUCUGUAGUCUACAGAAUGAUGCAUGAAAUUGUGACACACCAGCUGAGCAUGACGAUGAAUCUAUCGGGGGUGAAGGGCAAGCAGCCCUUAAAUAUUUACACAGAGAUCAUGCGGGCAAUUCACAAAGCGGUACGUAAAAAUGGCAAUUUCCACAACACGACAGAAAAGGAAGUUGAUACCUCUUUGGGAAGGUGGUUAAGCGGAGCCAAGGAUAUAGGCGCGGGGCCGCAAUGAGAGACGACAGCGUCAAACUUGUAACGAACAAUCGGAUUAAAGCCAUAAUUACGAGAAUUCUCCAGUGUUCGUAUUCACCACUUUCAUGAUACCUACCGUUAUUGCUUGAGUAACAGAAAUUGUCUAGAGUAACGAUAAAAUGUCUUAAAACCUUCGUGUUCACCAAAACAUGCAUUGUAUAAUUUUUCGCAUUGAUUGUUUCUGAGCAAGAAUCUCGUAAUACAUGCUUUAAAACUUUUUUUGGUGAAUACGAAAGUUCUAAGACAUUUUAUUGUUACUCUAGACAAUUGCUGUUACUCAAGCAAUAACG